CUUGGCGGCGUGAUCCUCUCUCUCUCUCUCUCUUUCUCCUGCUGCUGCGACUUCGCCAUGGCCAGCUUCGACGCCAUCGACCUGCUGCUGCGCUACGAGACGCCGCUCGUCAAGGACAUGGAGCCGAGCGACGACGUGCUCGAGUGGGUGGCCGCCUACGUGGGCGGCGACGACUUCCAGGAGGCCAUCAACAACUUCUGCGCCGCGCACGUGAGCCACUUCGGCAUCCUCCUCACCAAGGGAGGACCCUCCGCCGCCGACCUGGACCAAGUCGAACCGAAGUGGAAGGAGCUGCACGAGGCCUUCAUCGACACGGCCAACAGCCACAUCGAGGCCUUCCUGGUCGAGCGCGGCUUCACCAUGGACCAGUACAACGCGCGCUGCGACGAGGAGAUCGCGCUGUCCGAGGAGCGGCAGCGGCACACGCGCCUGAGCUUCUUCGUGCAGAUCCUGCUGGCCUGCUGCGAGUAUGAGCAGUUCCUGAACCUCAUGAAGCGCGUGGCCGACCCCGAGUACUACGACAAGAAGGAGCUGCAGUACGAGGCCGAGCACCUCGUCUACGAGGCCGAGGAGCGGGGCGCCACCAACGCCGAGCGGGCCGUCGGCGCGCAGGCCUUCCUGGACUUCUUCCAGGCCAACCCGGACUUGACGCUGGACGAGCUCACGCAGGAAUUCCAGAAGAAGAUGCAGCUCACUUGAGGCCGCGCGCGGCUGCCCCAUCGAGCCUGUUUGUAUCAUG
Messenger RNA from Phytophthora sojae, 739 nucleotides. RefSeq lists its product as hypothetical. Gene Ontology annotation, cellular component: axoneme; ciliary base. Bases 58 to 699 code for a protein of 213 amino acids. The transcript has 2 exons. Lineage: Eukaryota; Oomycota; Peronosporomycetes; Peronosporales; Peronosporaceae. The record is from RefSeq and is a predicted model, not a curated record.